Molecule: messenger RNA, 1594 nt
Organism: Leptomonas pyrrhocoris
Lineage: Eukaryota; Euglenozoa; Kinetoplastea; Trypanosomatida; Trypanosomatidae
Product: proteasome regulatory non-ATP-ase subunit 5 putative19S proteasome regulatory subunit
Exons: 1
Coding region: 170-1594 (474 amino acids)
Cellular component (GO): proteasome regulatory particle, lid subcomplex; cytoplasm; nuclear proteasome complex
Source: RefSeq, a predicted model, not a curated record
AGAAGAAAACUCUGUUCUGAAGAAAAGCGCUUUUGCAGGCCCACGAACGCAUACAUACAUUCUCUGUCACGUAGUGUGCGUUGUCUUUCGAACCUUCUUUUCUUUCUGGUACGGCUAUUAUCUACACACACACAAAACUUUUUUUCUACCCACACACGCUCACGACAUCAUGGCGGAUAACGAGUGGAAAGGUGCGAGUUUCAAGCAGGAGGAGGACCACUCUGCGGAGGCAACGAAGUUGCUGGACCGGGUCAAUGCAACGACAAUUCCGGUCCUCCUCCGCAGCAGCAACGCCAAGCUAAACGACAUCGUGGCGGAGCUGCUUGCGUUGGAGAAGGUCGCCCGCCUCGGCGGUGACGUCGCGUCAACGAAGCGGCUCGCUGUGGAGGUGAUUCGGAUUUAUCGCACGCAGAAUGAUUUGGAGCAGAUGAUGGAGACGCUCGACGUCUUGAUGAAAAAGCGCGGCCAGACGAAGCAGACCCAGAGCGCCAUGAUCGCGGAGUGCGCCAUUGUACUCACGGACGGCUCUCUCUCGAAAGAGAAGCAGGAGGGGGUGCUGGAGCGCCUGGCCUACGUGACGGAGAACAAGAUUCACGUGGAGCUCGAGCAUGCUCGCUUCACGAUUGAGCUGGCGACGCUCCACGAGGCGGCUGGCCGAAAGCGCUCCGCGUGCGAUAUGCUGCGCACGCUGCACAUUGAAACCAUCACGAACAUGCCUCGCCUCGAGAAGCUUGAGGCGUUGAACCAGCAAAUUCGCCUGUGCUUAGAGUUGGAGGACUACGACCACAUCCCGUUGGUGUCCCGCAAGAUCAAUCAUCGUGGCUUGAGCCGCGAGGAGGCGUACGGGCAGAAGCUCAAGUACUUUGAGCUGAUGCGGUCGUACUACGCCCACAAGGCAUCUUACUUUAAUGUUGGCCGCUGCUGGUACGAGAUGUACAACACGGUCAAGAGCACGGACGACAAGCUCUCUGCAUUGAGCAACAUGGUGGUGCACUACCUUAUCUCCGAAAACGCAACCGCGAAGGAGAUCGAAGACUUGGCAGAAUGCACUGCGUUCGCGCCAUCCACUAAGAUGCGUGACCGCGUGGACGCCUUGUCCACCAUUAGCGAAAAACUCAAGAGUGACUUGGAGGAUGUACCGCAGCUGUUUGGACUUCUGCAGCGCUUCAAUAGUAUUGAGCUGAUCCAGGAGAGGGUCUCCUCGGAAGUGGAGGCGUUGUGCCAGACGCACCCGGAGCUGGCUCCCUUCCCGGAGCGCCAGGAGCUGCUCAGUAAUCGUUGCAGCGAGCACGAUAUUUUGGUGAUAGCCCGCUUCUACUCUCGCAUUCCACUGCGCCGCUUAGCGGAGCUGGUGCACCUCUCCCCGGAGCACACCGAGCUUUUCAUCAUGACGAUGGUCACAAACAAGACUCUCUACGCCAAGAUGGACCGCGUGGACGGCCUCGUCGUCUUUGAGGCGCGUAAGAACACGACGGAGGUGGUGGCGCUGUGGAACGAGUCGGUGGAGAAGAGUGUGGCGCUGCUGGACAAGGCCUCGCAUCUCAUCACCAAAGAACGCAUGCUGUACAACCUCGCCUCGCAGAAAGCCCAUUGA